Molecule: messenger RNA, 1464 nt
Organism: Suncus etruscus (white-toothed pygmy shrew)
Lineage: Eukaryota; Metazoa; Chordata; Mammalia; Eulipotyphla; Soricidae
Gene: SELENOT
Product: selenoprotein T
Exons: 6
Biological process (GO): cell redox homeostasis
Cellular component (GO): endoplasmic reticulum membrane
Molecular function (GO): thioredoxin-disulfide reductase (NADPH) activity
Source: RefSeq, a predicted model, not a curated record
GCAGAGGGGCGGGGCGGGCGCGGCUGGCUGCUCGCUGCGGCCUCGGGCGGGCCGGCUGCUGUGUGUGUGAGUGUGUGCGAGCGUCGGAGGCGGCCGCGUCCAUUACGCUACGAUGAGGCAUCUGCUGCCGCUGCUGCUGCUGCUGCUGGCGGCGGCGGUUCGGAACGACGCCUCGAACAACCUGGGCGGCGUGCCGAGCAAGCGGCUGAAGAUGCAGUACGCCACGGGCCCGCUGCUCAAGUUCCAGAUCUGCGUUUCCUGAGGUUACAGGCGGGUGUUUGAGGAGUACAUGCGGGUUAUCAGCCAGCGGUACCCAGACAUCCGCAUUGAAGGAGAAAAUUACCUCCCUCAACCAAUAUAUAGACACAUAGCAUCUUUCCUGUCAGUCUUCAAAUUAGUAUUAAUAGGCUUAAUAAUCGUUGGCAAGGAUCCUUUUGCUUUCUUUGGCAUGCAAGCUCCUAGCAUCUGGCAGUGGGGCCAAGAAAAUAAGAUCUACGCAUGUAUGAUGGUUUUCUUCUUGAGCAAUAUGAUUGAGAACCAGUGUAUGUCAACAGGAGCAUUUGAGAUCACUUUAAAUGAUGUACCUGUUUGGUCUAAGCUGGAAUCUGGUCACCUUCCAUCCAUGCAACAGCUCGUUCAAAUUCUUGACAAUGAAAUGAAGCUUAAUGUGCAUAUGGAUUCAAUCCCACACCAUCGAUCAUAGCCCCACCUAUCAGCACUGGAAACUCUUUUACAUUAAGGGAUUUUUGCAAGAGCAGCGUGACUGACAUCAUGAAGGCCUGCACUGAAGACAGCCCGCUGUUAGUGCAGACCAGAUGCUUUCUUGGCAGGCUCGUUGUACCUCUUGGAAAACCUCAAUGCAAGACAGUUUUUCAGUGCUGCUACAUUUUGGAAUUCUGCACAUUCGUGGAGUGCAAUAAUACUGUAUAGCUUUUUUUUCCUUCCCCAAAUCUACUCAGUUAAUAGUUUUUUAAAAUGUGACAUUACUACUUAUACCUUUUCUUUCUUAGUCAUAAAUAUUCUACUUUUACAUUUUAAUUUUGUUUUGAAAGAUGUCUGUUUAAAUCUGUUGUAAUUUUAUAUGAAUUUUCUUUUUUAUAGUUUAAAACCAAUCUUUUUGGGAAUAUAAUUGAAGUUACCAAAUACUUCAUAAGAAUUUAUCAGACAUCUCUAAUUUGGUCAUAUCCAAUUCAUGGUUUUCGAAAUACUAUAGAUUGUGAACAGUGCAUUAUACAAGAUUAUGGGGGGAUUCUAUAUCCAGAGUACUCUACCAAUUUGUGUGUGUGCGUGUGUGUGCGUGCAUAUAUGACUACCAGAGAACUACUAAAGACCAACCGCUUUUUCAAUCCUCGUGUAGUCCAAGUGUCUUGCCUUGACCAAUCUAAUAAGUUGAUUAACUGGGUCUUUAUACUUAACCCAGUACAAAAUUAAGCAGGUGUAAGUUAAAUAAAAUGUUUAAAUUUA